Nylanderia fulva is the source of this 1610-nucleotide messenger RNA. It is a transcript of the gene MKP-4, whose product is annotated as dual specificity protein phosphatase MPK-4. Gene Ontology annotation, molecular function: protein tyrosine/serine/threonine phosphatase activity. The record is from RefSeq and is a predicted model, not a curated record. NCBI's taxonomy places the organism in Eukaryota, Metazoa, Arthropoda, Insecta, Hymenoptera, Formicidae. Gene Ontology annotation, cellular component: nucleus. Gene Ontology annotation, biological process: protein dephosphorylation.
CAUGCGCAUGCGCGAGACGCGGCCUGACAAUAGACUGAAUGUGUAUAGAAUGUGUAAAUUAUAUAAAAAUUGUCUUGUUAUUUUUUUGUUUCAAUAAGAAUGAUACAUUAUAAAUUGUUUUCUAUAUAAAAAGGCAUAUCUCCCCAAAGUAGAUUCGGCGGCCUUUAAUGUAGAUCUGCUCAUGUGUUUUUGUUGACAAGGAUAACCCUUUCUUCGUCCAGAGUGCUGAGAAUGGCGCAGAACAAUGCGACAAAGUUGACAGUGGAAGAUUUUUAUGCUGGUCCGUGCAGCUUCGACGAGAUCGAGCCAGGCUUGUUCCUGGGUAAUCUUACGGCCGCGACAGACGUCGACUGGCUGAAAGAAGUUGAAAUGACUCACAUACUGACAGUAGAUUCCUGUCCAUUGCCAAGAAAGAUCCAGGAACGUCUCCCCAAUUUAGCCACUAAAUAUAUUCAGGUGACGGAUAUGCCGCGAGAGGAUCUCUUAACGCAUUUUGAAGAUUCCUACGAGUUCAUCGACCGCGCCCUCGAGUCCAAUGGCAGAGUGCUGGUGCACUGUUACUUUGGAGUGUCUCGAUCCGCUACCAUAGUGAUCGCAUACAUAAUGAAGAAGCGCGAGCUGAGCUUCGCGGACGCCUUCCAGGUGGUGAAGUCGAAACGACGAUUCGUCGAGCCAAAUCUUGGCUUCAUGGCACAGCUGAGACUCUACGAGGACAUGGGCUACGGCGUGGACAGCACCAACGUGAAAUUCAAGAUGUAUCGCUUACAAAUCGCCGCCGACAUGGUGCGCAAGGCUCGCAUUCUUCCUCAGAGCUGCAUCGACUUGGUGAAACCAGAUCCUGCCCUGACAACAGUGCGGCCUGAACCAUCGGUUUAUCGAUGCAAGAAAUGUCGCCGCAUAGUGGCAAGCGCUAGUAAUGUUCUACCUCACGUGCCACAUGAGAAACAGAUCUGGCGACACAUCAGCAUUAAGAAUCCGAAGGACGUCGAGAACUGUGAUAAACCAGUGUUGAAGAAGGAAGAGCAGACGCGAGUUGAGUUUUGUAACAAGAUCUACUUCGUGGAACCUUUGGCUUGGAUGCCCGACAUCACGCACACCGUCGAAGGCAAGUUGAAUUGUCCGCAAUGCAACACGAAGCUCGGCUCGUACAGCUGGAUCUCUGGGAGCCAGUGUCCCUGCGGUAGCAAGAUCGCGCCGGCUUUCUAUUUGGUACCUUCCAAGCUCGACUGGAGUAAUGUUGUACAGAACGUGCAAGUGACGGUAUAGUAUUGAUACAUGAAGAGAUUCAAUAAUCGAUCUUGGUCUACUCGAAUACUCAAUGAAAUGUUUCAAAGAUUUUCGGAAGUAUUUCUAAAUACUCAUCAUGGCAAUACGAAUCACCAAAGCAUGUCAUGAAGAUAUCGAAUAGGCGCCUAAUAAAUGUUAUAAUUUUUUUUGCGCUUUUAGAUAUCUUUUUGACAUUUUUUGAAUGGUUUUUAUAAGUUAUGACGUUAUAUGGUCCACAAGAUAGAUGGUUAAAAUAGAUAUUGAUAAUAUUUGAUCUUCAAUUCUUCAGCAAGUUUAUUAUAAAUUUUGUUAGACACUUUAGAAUUUAAAAUAAUAAAUUAGUA